Molecule: messenger RNA, 1423 nt
Organism: Nilaparvata lugens (brown planthopper)
Lineage: Eukaryota; Metazoa; Arthropoda; Insecta; Hemiptera; Delphacidae
Product: phospholipase A2 group XV-like
Exons: 7
Coding region: 1-1236 (411 amino acids)
Biological process (GO): lipid metabolic process
Source: RefSeq, a predicted model, not a curated record
AUGAUGAGCUAUAGGAUACAAGUGUUUCUCAUAUUGUUAUACACCAGCAAAGUAUUCACCGAUGGAUUGAAUCCUAUCAUUCUAAUUCCAGGUUAUUCAGGAAGUCAGAUUGAAGCUAAACUAAAUAACAAAACAAAUGUGCCAAACUUCUUUUGCAUGGAGAAGAGCGGUGAAUUCUUCAACAUUUGGGGUAGUAUAGAAGUAGUUUUUCCACUUCCCUUUGUGGACUGCUUGGCAGACAACUUGAGAAUGGUAUAUGAUAGUAAGACACACACAACCAAUCCUCCACCUGGCGUGGAGACGCGGAUACCUGGCUUUGGAGACACAGCCAAGAUCGAGAAUGUCAUGCCUAAUAAAAUGUCUCGAGGGAAUUACUAUCAUGAUCUAGUGGAAGGCCUGGUCAAUAGUAAAGGUUACGUGCGCAAUGUCAAUCUCCGAGGAGCUCCCUAUGAUUUCCGCAAGGCUCCCUAUGAAAACAAACAAUGGUUCAUUGAUAUGAAAAAUUUGAUUGAGGAGACUUACAAUAAUAAUGGCAAGAAACGGGUUAUAUUGAUUGCACACAGUUUUGGUGGACCUAUGACAUUGACCUUCCUCCAAGGUCAAGACCAAAAAUGGAAAGAUACAUAUGUGGCCGGUUUUAUCACAUUGGCUGGCGCAUAUGGUGGCACAGUAAAAUCAGUCAAGAUGUAUACUCUUGGAGAUGAUCUUGCAAGUAAAUACAUAGAUGCAAUGGUGCAACGUUCCUUCCAGAUAACAUGGUCUAGUCUGGCUUACCUCAUGCCUUCACCUCUAGUAUUCGACCCGAAAGAGCCGUUGGCUAGAGCAUUCAAUAUAGAUUUCUCUCUCUCCAAUAUUGAAUUUUUUUUCAGAAAUCUGAGCUGUCCUGAUUGCUAUGAAAUGUGGAAAGACUCAGAGCCCUAUAAAGACCGACUGGCACCACCUGGAGUUGAGGUUUACUGCUUGCAUGGUAGUGGCAUAGACACUAUUGAUGAAUUGACCCAAGAAGUCAACGAUAAGCCAAAUCAAGUGCAAAUCUGGACUAGUGACGGAGAUGGAACAAUUAACCGGGUGAGCUUGGAAGCAUGUGCUCGCUGGGAUCGUAAACAGACUCAAGCAUUCUACCACGAGGUCUAUCCAAAAGUGGAUCACAUGCAAAUCAUGGGGAACAAUAAUCCGACAAUGGUCAAUCGGAUAAUUGCAAUAGUGAACGAAAUAGCAAAUCAUACUGCAACCUAGGUCUGGUUCAAUAUGAAUAUUAAUGUAAAUAACCUUUUCUGUGUAACGUCAUUAAAAACCUACUACUGGAGUAUUAAACAUGUGAGGAAGUGUUGCAAUGACAGUGAUGUUCACUAUUAAUAAGUUAAUAAAGCUAUUAAUAAAUAUUGAUGGUUGAGGUUUUUAAUAAACUGUUUUAUUUCAUUUU